AUGACUAUGUAUGCCCCAGGUGCUUCAGAGUUGGUCGCCGAGUUCAGGAUUACCAGUGACAUUGUGAUGGUAGAGACUUAUCACUGGGAGGUCGGCAUCACCGUGUUAGCAUACCUCGGACUCAGCAUCGGUUGUGUCCUAGGCCUAACCACCUUCUCUUUGCUAAGUGAUAGGCUCCUAGGCAAGGAUGAUGCACCAGAGCGUCGUUUGAUACUGAUGAUCCUUUUGGGCCCUUGCAUUCCGGCGGGCAUCUUUUGGUAUGGCUGGACUGCUGACCGUGGUGUACAUUGGAUUGUACCUAUAAUCGGGACAUCUUUUAUUGGGAUGGGAACACUAGUCGUGUCGUCUUCUGCACAGCUUUAUAUAGUGGAUAUGUUUGGCCAACAGGGUGCAGCGUCUGCUCUGGCAGCUCUUAUACUGGUACGAAAUGCUUCAGGGACUUUUCUUCCUUUGGUUGCAAUUCCACUGUACAACAAGCUUGGCUUGGGUUGGGGACACAGUAUUUUAGGGUUCAUCACACUUGCUUUCACGGCCGUACCAUUCGUCUUUUACAAGUAUGGAGGCUGGCUACGGGCGAAAUUUCCCCUGAAUCUUCAAAAUGCCUAA
Talaromyces stipitatus ATCC 10500 is the source of this 606-nucleotide messenger RNA. RefSeq lists its product as uncharacterized. Bases 1 to 606 code for a protein of 201 amino acids. NCBI's taxonomy places the organism in Eukaryota, Fungi, Ascomycota, Eurotiomycetes, Eurotiales, Trichocomaceae. Gene Ontology annotation, molecular function: transmembrane transporter activity. Gene Ontology annotation, biological process: transmembrane transport. The transcript has 2 exons. The record is from RefSeq and is a predicted model, not a curated record.